Misgurnus anguillicaudatus (oriental weatherfish) is the source of this 2498-nucleotide messenger RNA. NCBI's taxonomy places the organism in Eukaryota, Metazoa, Chordata, Actinopteri, Cypriniformes, Cobitidae. The record is from RefSeq and is a predicted model, not a curated record.
UAGGAACCUUUUUAAAACGGAACCUCCGACGAUGGUUCAGAAACAAGAGACUGUUGACGAUGUUGCACAGUUAGGAAGUGUGCGAAAACAUAAAGCACAAUGCAAAUCUAGCCAACGUUAUUUGUUCUAUAGUAUUUCAUUUAUUUUUUUAUAUAUAUAUAAAUCUUUCACGUGAGUGAAAAUAAAAGCAGAGCCUCAACAUGUUCGCCGGGUUACCAGAGCUCGGGAUAUCCAACGGCGAAGAUCUGAAAGAAACUCUCACAAACUGUACAGAGCCUCUGAAAGCCAUCGACCAGUUUCAGACGGAAAAUGGCAUAUUGUUGCCAACCCUACAGUCUGCGUUGCCUUUGGAUCUUCACGGCACUCCACGGCUGGAGUUUCACCAGUCGGUGUUUGACGAGCUCCGAGAUAAGCUGAUGGAGCGGGUUGCUGUCAUCGCAGAGGGCAAAGAAGAGGACAGAUAUGUUAAGCUGGAAGAACUUCUCGAGAAAAGCUUCCCAUUGGUGAAGAUGCCAUCCAUACAGCCUGUUGUUAUGCAAGUGCUGAAACAUCUGCAAAAGGUGCCUGAGAAGAAACUAAAGCAGGUGAUGGCUGAUAAAGAGCUGUACAAAGUCUGUGCCGUGGAGGUGAAACGGCAGAUUUGGCAAGACAAUCAGGCUCUUUUCGGAGAUGAAGUGUCUCCUCUGUUGAAGCAGUAUAUUGUGGAGAAGGAGGCGGCUCUCUUCAGCAGCGAUCUGUCCAUCCUACACAAUUUCUUCAGUCCCUCACCCAAAACCCGCCGACAGGGCGAGGUAGUGCUGAAGUUGACUCAGAUGAUUGGGAAGAAUGUGAAGCUGUAUGAUAUGGUGCUGCAGUUUCUGCGGACGCUGUUCCUUCGCACGCGCAACGUGCAUUAUUGCACCCUGCGAGCCGAGCUGCUCAUGUCCCUUCAUGACCUGGACAUCAGCGAGAUCUGUUCAGUCGACCCCUGUCACAAGUUUUCCUGGUGUUUGGAUGCCUGCAUCAGGGAAAAGUUUGUGGAUGCUAAAAGGGCACGAGAAUUACAAGGCUUCCUGGAUGGGGUGAAGAAAGGACAGGAACAAGUGUUAGGUGACCUCUCUAUGAUUCUCUGUGAUCCAUUUGCCUGCAACACGCUCGUAUUGAGCACAGUGAGGAACCUUCAGGAGCUAUUGAGCCAGGACGCCCUGCCCAGAGACAGCCCUGACCUCCUCUUGCUGCUGCGGAUGCUUUCUCUCGGUCAGGGCGCCUGGGACAUGAUUGACAGCCAGGUGUUCAAAGAGCCACGAAUGGAUAUGGAGGUGGUAACGCGCUUUCUGCCUGCCAUGAUGUCGAUAGUGGUUGAUGACUACAUGUUCACUGUGGAGCAGAAACUUCCCAGUGAGGAGAAGACCUCUCUUAUAUACCCCAACACCCUGCCUGAUACGUUCUCCAGGUAUUUACAGGAAAACAGGGUGGCGUGUGAGAUAGGCCUUUACUAUGUGCUUCACAUUGCUAAAUUGAGGAAUAAGAAUGCUCUGCAGAGGCUUCUGCCUGCAUUGGUGGAUACCUAUAAUGACAUGGCAUUUGGAGACAUCUUCCUUCAUCUUCUCACUGGCCAUCUGACUUUACUCUCUGAUGAAUUUGGAUCAGAGGAGUUCUGUGCUGCUGUCUUUGAUAACUUCCUUCUCACCUCUUUCUCAAGUAAGGAGAAUGUUCACAGACACACUCUUCGCUUGUUGAACCACCUCCAUCAGAAGGUGCUGCCGUCCUACAUUGAAACUUUAAUGAAAACACUUGAACCACCAAAACAGAGCAGUGAUCCAGUGAAGGAACUUUACACCCUCUUAAAGGAGAAGCUUGAGGCCUCCAAGAAAAGUCCCCCAGAACCAGAAGAAGCCCCCUCUUUGGAUCUCGGCCUUCAUCCUGUUUCUGUGCCCCCCACGCCUUCUACCCCCACCACCCCACUGUGAGAGAGACUGAACGCCCGUGCAAUUAUAGAGUAGCAACCUAGUUUAAAGCCCAAGAGCAGCUAUCUUUAUAUGGAUAUUAACUAACAGCAUAAAGACAUUAACACUUUACUGUGUUAAAUAAUGUGCUGGCUAUGAUUUUUCUUUUAUAAGGGUCAUUCUAAAAGUAUUUUGUGGGUUAAGCGACUUUCAGUUUCUAUUCUUGUUCUAAGACAUUGUCGUCUUAUUCUUUUGCUGAAUGAAUUUAUUUUUAAAUUAUGGUUGAAUAGGUUGUGUUUUGGAUUUUGUCAGUAAAGAGCCCACUUGUUUUAGGUCUUGGGUUUUCCUGCUGGAGGGAUUUUGGUACAUUUGCCCAAGCCAGAAAUUGUAAAAAAAAUGAUAUAAUUGAAAACCAGAAAAUAUCAGUGAAUUGUAAUACAACCUUCAAAAAUCACUGAAAAGCCAUGCUGUCCUUGCAUGCAUGCUGGAAAUUGUUUGGAUUUUGGGUAUUACCCACAAAUAACCACAAAGAUAUUUAUAUCCUCUCAAAAACUGCUAAAAAUUGUUUACUUU